Pelodiscus sinensis (Chinese soft-shelled turtle) is the source of this 1393-nucleotide messenger RNA. RefSeq names its product agmatinase, mitochondrial-like. The record is from RefSeq and is a predicted model, not a curated record. Gene Ontology annotation, molecular function: metal ion binding; agmatinase activity. Lineage: Eukaryota; Metazoa; Chordata; Testudines; Trionychidae.
AGUGUGUCUUUGCUCUCCCAGUAUCUCCCUGCUCAGAGCCUGCAGGGCCGGCUGUGCUGGUGGCAGAGGGCAAGCAGGAGCGUGAGAUGGAGCGCCUCUUCUUGCAGGGCAGCGGGCAGCUGCUGGGGAGAAAAUGCUGCACCAAGCGCCUCUGCCUGAGCAAAAUCUUGGGAACUUCCCUGGCAGACCCGCUCCAGCCCCCUCUUCCGAGCAGCAUCCCCAGAGCCAACCUGCAUGUGGGGGCUGCCACUGACUCCCUGCCAGGCUGCCUUUCGGGGUGCUUUAAGAGCCUGCUGUUGGGGCACGGCCCUCCUCGCCGCUUUCUCGCUGGUUCCAGCUUCAAUGUGCCCCCCAGCGCGCAGUUCGUAGCCCGGCCCGUGGGGAUCUGCUCCAUGCUGAAGCUGCCCGUCCAGACUUCACCGGAGGGGCUGGAUGCUGCUUUUGUUGGGGUGCCCCUGGACACAGGAACCUCCAACCGCCCUGGCGCAAGGUUUGGCCCUCGCCAUAUUCGGGCCGAGUCGAGCAUGAUGAGGUCAUGUAAUCCCAGCACCGGGGCCGCACCUUUCCAUUCCCUCAUGGUGGCCGACAUUGGCGAUGUGAACGUGAACCUCUACAACCUGCUGGAGAGCUGCAGGCAAAUCCGAGAAGCCUAUCAGAAGAUUGUGGCAGCCGGCUGCAUUCCCCUCACGCUGGGUGGAGAUCACACAAUAACAUACCCAAUCCUGCAGGCGGUGGCAGAAAAGUAUGGUCCCGUGGGACUGGUGCAUGUGGACGCUCAUACUGACACAGGAGAUAAAGCGCUGGGGGAGAAAGUCCAACACGGGACGCCGUUCCGACGCUGUGUGGAGGAGGGGCUGCUGGAUUGCAAACGUGUGGUUCAGAUCGGAAUCAGAGGUUCCUCCUACUUCCCGGAUGCCUACAAAUACAGCCGGGACCAGGGUUUCCGCGUCGUCCUGGCUGAAGACUGCUGGAUGAAGUCAUUGGUCCCACUGAUGGGGGAGGUGAGACAGCAGAUGGGAACCAAGCCCAUUUACAUCAGCUUUGAUAUUGAUGGAUUAGACCCUGCGUAUGCCCCUGGCACGGGAGCUCCUGAAAUUGCUGGUCUUACACCUGCUCAGGCUUUGGAGAUCAUUCGUGGUUGCCGAGGACUGAAUAUAGUGGGGUGUGACCUUGUUGAACUUGCACCAAUAUAUGAUGCUUCUGGUAACACAGCCCUCAUGGGAGCAAAUCUGCUGUUUGAAAUGUUGUGCGCACUCCCAGGAGUCAAAACAAUUUAAACCAGCAAGGAACAACCUAGGCUAAUGAGCGGGCCGUAUAAAUGGCCUCCUUCAACUCAGUGGACCGCAAGAUUGUUAUAACGAAGACAGUCUCCUGGGAGAGGGUAGUUUGGCUA